GGACUCCCAGCAGGGCAUAUUAUAAUUAGAGUUCCCUUCAGUUAUUUGAAAAAGUCAGUAUCAGCAGGCAGUCAAAGCCGGUCAAAGUGAAUGUACAAGUAAACAAAUACGAAUUUACGUACAUAUGUAUCUAUCUGUAUCUAAAUUAAUGUGUGAUGUAUCUAUGUGUGUGUGCCCGGGCUUGGCUAUUGUGCAAGAGAGAGGAGAGAGAGGAGAGCACACGCUGAGCUGUUGCUGGCAGAGAGAGAUUAAAACUGGAAUUGUAACUGGAAUUGAAAGAGAGCAGAGAAAUGUCGAAAUAUGCAAUUGCGGGAUUUACUUGCAAUCGUGCUGGGUUGUGUGAUCUUGGGCAGCGGCUGCUGCUCGGAGAGGCCGCAAAAUGUGCUGCUCCUGCUGGCCGACGAUGCUGGCUUCGAGAUGGGCGCCUAUCUGAACAAGUACUGUCAGACACCGAAUUUGGAUGCGUUGGCACGCAACGGAUUGCUGUUUAAUAACGCCUUCAGCUCGGUGAGCAGCUGCAGUCCGAGUCGCGCCCAGCUGCUGACCGGGCAGGCGAGCCAUGCCAGCGGCAUGUACGGGCUGCAUCAGGGCGUGCACAACUUUAAUGUGCUGCCCGAGGUCAGUUCGUUGCCCAAUGUGCUGCGGGCGCAGAGCAAUGGACGCAUUUUGAGCGGCAUCAUUGGCAAGAAGCAUGUUGGCGCCAGCUCCAACUUUCGCUUCGACUUUGAGCAGACGGAGGAGCAGCAUUCGAUCAAUCAGAUCGGUCGCAACAUAACCAAAAUCAAGGAAUACGCGCGAGAGUUUCUGGCACGGGCCAAGGGCGAGGGUAGACCCUUCUUUUUGUUGGUCGGCUUCCAUGAUCCGCAUCGCUGUGGCCACAUCACGCCACAGUUUGGCGAGUUCUGCGAGCGCUGGGGCAGCGGGGAGGAGGGCAUGGGCACGAUACCCGACUGGAAGCCCAUCUACUAUGACUGGCGCAAUUUGGAGGUGCCCGCCUGGCUGCCCGACACGGAUGUGGUGCGUCAAGAGCUCGCCGCUCAGUAUAUGACGAUCUCGCGCUUGGAUCAGGGCGUCGGAUUGUUGCUGCACGAGCUGCAGGCAUCGGGCUUGGCGGCGGAAACUCUGGUUAUCUACACCUCGGACAAUGGGCCACCUUUUCCGGGCGGACGCACAAAUCUUUACGAGCAUGGCAUUCGCGCCCCGCUGAUCCUCAGCUCGCCGCAGCCGGACGCCCGUCGCAGGGAGAAAAGCGCCGCCAUGGCCAGUCUCCUGGACAUAUAUCCGAGCGUCUUGGAUGCCCUGCAGCUGCCGCCGCCCAAUGGAACUCGCUUCAGCGGCCAGUCGCUGUUGCCCGUGCUGCAAAAGGAGCCGGAGCCCGUGGAAAGCGACGCGAUCUUCGGCAGUCAGAGCUACCACGAGGUGACCAUGGCCUAUCCCAUGCGCAUGGUGCGCAAUCGCCGCUACAAGCUCAUCCACAAUCUCAACUACUGGGCCGAUUUUCCGAUCGAUCAGGAUUUCUACACAUCGCCCACAUUCCAGCAGAUACUCAACGCAACCAUCCAGAGGCAGCCGUUGCCCUGGUACCGCACGCUCCGGCAGUAUUACCAGCGCCCCGAAUGGGAACUGUAUGACAUCAAGGCGGACACUUUGGAGCGCAACAAUCUGGUGGACAAGCCCAAAUAUAGCGCCACCCUGAAGCAGUUGCGCCAGAAGCUCUUCAGGUGGCAGGCGGAGACCGAGGAUCCCUGGCGCUGUGCCCCGCACGCUGUGCUGCAGGAUCAGGGCGUUUUCAAGAUGGAACCCGUCUGCUUGACCCUCGGUCACGAGGCGCUCCAAAGGCCCAAACGUAGGGUGCUCACGCAGUACGAGGAAUAUGUCGUGGUCUAGCUGCGAUUAGCGAUAUCGUAUAUAUACGAUACGAUCAAGUAUUUUAUGAAUGUUUCGUGGUCUAGCUGCGAUUAGCGAUAUCGUAUAUAUACGAUACGAUCAAGUAUUUUAUGAAUGUUUCAAGUACAUACUCAUUUUUGUAUUUUGUCUUAUCUCAUUCGAACUAAAAAUAAACUUUUGGCGCUGAUA
Messenger RNA from Drosophila montana, 2076 nucleotides. RefSeq names its product N-sulfoglucosamine sulfohydrolase (gene Sgsh). Bases 301 to 1887 code for a protein of 528 amino acids. Gene Ontology annotation, biological process: heparan sulfate proteoglycan catabolic process; glycosaminoglycan catabolic process. NCBI's taxonomy places the organism in Eukaryota, Metazoa, Arthropoda, Insecta, Diptera, Drosophilidae. The transcript is spliced from 2 exons. Gene Ontology annotation, molecular function: glycosaminoglycan binding; N-sulfoglucosamine sulfohydrolase activity; N-acetylglucosamine-6-sulfatase activity. The record is from RefSeq and is a predicted model, not a curated record.